GAUGACACAAUUGAAGCACUUGCUGUUUCUGAAGAAGAUAUCAGAGUUACUAUUCAAGAUAUUGCAAACAAUGAAGCCAUUUAUACUAGGGAAGAGGCUACUAGAAAUCAGCAACACGAAACUUUUGUUGCUAAAAUUGCUGCUAUUGAUGAAGUUAUAGAUGCUAUUGAUGAUGCUGCUAACUUAUCGAACAUUUAAGUUUAGAUGCUUCCUUUGCUUAAAUAAAGAUUAAAUUGAUACACUCCAUAAGAAGUUAUCUGAUAACACAUCAUAUACUCCUCUCUUACAAGUUUUAUUUUAUAAUAAAUUAAUAGCCAGUCAUCACAGCUUUGACUGAACUUGCUACUCAUGGUUUCAACUAAAAGGCUUUGACUAAAAUUGCCCAACUUUUGAGCAAAAUAAGAUAAUAAAUUAGUCUAAGAGAAAGCUGCUAAGACAGUAUUAAUCUUUAUAAAUAAUUUAGGAUGUUGAAGAAAGACAAGCUGCCCGCUGGGCUGAAUUUUCAGUUCACUUGGCUAAUGAACAUACUAGGUUAGUUGAAAGAAAAGCAUAAUUAGAAGUCUAAAUCUAAGAAUAAAAGAAUACCAUAGAAGAUGUUAUCUCAUGGAUAGAAUUCCAUACCUUGGAAUUUGAAAAUACUGAAGAAAGACUUGCUGGAUAGUAAGCAUGAUUUGUUGUCUAAUCUCAAAUAUAUGAAACUUAAACUACUGAAAGGUAUUCAAUAUUCUAUUAUGUAGAACUGCUUAAGAAGAAGUUGUGGACAGACUCUAAGAACAUAUUAGUGGAAAAUUGUCAACCACCGCUUAAUUUAUUGCAAACAGAAAUUGA
This is a messenger RNA of Paramecium octaurelia, 828 nucleotides long. Lineage: Eukaryota; Ciliophora; Oligohymenophorea; Peniculida; Parameciidae. The record is from the annotation of a GenBank genome assembly.